AUGGCCGACGGCGCCAGCAACGACGCUCCCGCGAGGCCGAGGCAGAGGAAGCACCACGUCCCGGACUGGCUCAACAGCCCGAUCUGGUCCGCCCCUCCCCAUCCCCCUCCCGCCCCCGCGCCCGCGCGCCACUCCCUUCCCCCUCCGCAGCAGCACCCGUCCCGCGAUCCCUCCCCGCCCCCGCCGCCCCCUCCUCCCGCCCCCCCGCAGCCUGCACGGGGCGCCGGUUCCGACGGCGACGACGGCGGCGGCGCCGCCAGCUCGUCGCGGCCCCACCUCGUCCCGGAGUUCACCGUCGCGCUGGGGAGGAAGGUGGUGGAUCUGGCGGAGCUGCGGAGGCUCGCGUGCCAGGGCGUGCCCGACGCCGCCGGCGUGCGACCCGUCGUCUGGAAGCUUCUAUUGGGAUACUUACCAACUGAUCAUGCUCUGUGGGCGUAUGAGCUGGAGAAAAAGCGGUCCCAAUAUAGUGCUUUCAAAGACGAGCUUCUGGUUAACCCUUCAGAAGUAACUCGAAGAAUGGAGGAAAUGACUAUAUCCAAAAGGAAUGGACAUAAUUCUGAAGGAACCGGUGUGCUUCCAAGGGCAGAAAUUGUCCAUGAUGAACAUCCUCUAAGCCUUGGGAAAACUAGCGUCUGGAACCAACAUUUCCAGGAAUCUGAAAUUAUAGAGCAGAUCGAUAGAGAUGUUAAGCGUACUCAUCCUGAGAUGCAAUUUUUCAAUGGGGAUUCUUCUGAUGCCUUGUCUAAUCAGGAGUCGCUAAAGCGUAUACUUACCAUAUUUGCAAAAUUAAAUCCUGGUAUAAGAUAUGUACAAGGAAUGAAUGAAGUUUUGGCACCACUCUACUAUGUUUUCAAGAAUGAUCCAGAGGAAAAUAAUGCAGAGUCAGCAGAGCCGGAUGCAUUUUUCUGUUUUGUUGAGCUGCUUAGUGGAUUUCGUGAUAACUUUUGCAAACAACUGGACAACAGUGUAGUUGGCAUACGCUCCACAAUCUGCAAGUUAUCCCAGCUCCUGAAAAGGCACGAUGAAGAGCUCUGGCGGCAUUUAGAGGUUGUAACCAAGGUUAAUCCACAGUUCUAUGCAUUCAGAUGGAUCACCUUGCUGUUGACGCAGGAAUUCAAGUUCCGCGACUGCAUUCAUAUAUGGGAUGCAUUAUUAGGUGACCCUGAGGGACAUCAGGCCACCUUACUACGAAUCUGUUGUGCAAUGCUAAUUCUUGUUCGAAGGAGGCUGUUGGCCGGUGAUUUCACUGCAAACCUCAAGCUUCUCCAGAGCUAUCCACCCACAAACAUUGACCACCUCUUACAUAUCGCUAACAAACUGCGAGGGCCAGUUCCCUACUGACUAAUUGUCUUCUCUCAUGUUUGUUUUCAUGUUAGUUUGCAUAUGUCGAAUUUGAAUGUUUGUAAAUGAUUCUCCAUGCCCUAUGUGACUGGAUGGUUGAUUUGAACCAUCGCGCGUCUCAUGUAGAUGCCUUUUGGAGCAUACUGCUUGUCUUAUUGUUCGCACACUAAUUUAAGCACAUAGUAGAUGCCUUUGCUGUAGCUAAAAGCAAACGGCCAAUAAAAAAGUAUCCUCUGUUUUGAA
This is a messenger RNA of Oryza brachyantha (malo sina), 1584 nucleotides long. RefSeq names its product TBC1 domain family member 13-like. The coding region runs from base 1 to 1341 and encodes 446 amino acids. Gene Ontology annotation, biological process: activation of GTPase activity; intracellular protein transport. Lineage: Eukaryota; Viridiplantae; Streptophyta; Magnoliopsida; Poales; Poaceae. Gene Ontology annotation, molecular function: GTPase activator activity. The record is from RefSeq and is a predicted model, not a curated record. The transcript has 9 exons.